GGGCCCGGAAGUGACGCGGGCGAUGUUUGGGUCCGGGCUCGGCCAGGGGCCCGAGCGCGCUCAGGGCCGGUUUCCACGCUAGGAGUCGGAGCGGCCGGGAGUGCGGGCGCGCCCCGCCCGGGCAUGGAGGGCUCCAAGUCAUCGGCCUGCACCAUGCAGGUGAGCUUCGUGUGCCAGCGCUGCAGCCAGCCGCUCAAGCUGGACACGUCCUUCAAGAUCCUCGACCGGGUCACCAUCCAGGAGCUGACAGCUCCCUUACUUACCACAGCUCCAGCAAAACCAGGAGACAUUCAUGAAGAAGAGACCAACUUAACAGAGGAAGCCUUCACAGAAAACCGUCAGGAUGGUGUAUCCAGGAGAUUCAUUCCUCCAGCCAGAAUGAUGUCAACAGAAAGUGCCAACAGUUUUACUCUGAUUGGAGAGGCUUCUGAUGGGGGAACCAUGGAAAAUCUCAGCAGAAGACUGAAGGUUACUGGUGACCUCUUUGACAUUAUGUCAGGACAGACAGAUGUGGACCAUCCUCUGUGUGAGGAAUGCACAGACACCCUUCUAGACCAGUUAGACACACAACUCAAUAUCACAGAGAAUGAAUGCCAGAACUACAAACGAUGUCUGGAGAUCUUGGAACAAAUGAAUGAGGACGAUAAGGAGAAGCUGCAGAUGGAGCUGAAAGAACUUGCUUUGGAAGAGGAGCGAUUGAUCCAGGAGCUGGAAGAAGUAGAGAAGAACCGCAAGAUGGUAGCAGAAAACUUUGAGAAAGUGAGGGCAGAAGCAGAGAGACUGGAUCAGGAGGAAGCACAGUAUCAGAAGGAGUACAGUGAAUUCAAGAGGCAGCAACUGGAGCUGGAUGAUGAACUGAAAAGUGUUGAUAACCAGAUGCGCUAUGCCCAGAUCCAGUUGGAUAAACUGAGGAAAACCAAUGUGUUCAAUGCAACUUUCCAUAUCUGGCACAGUGGGCAAUUUGGCACAAUUAAUAACUUCAGACUUGGCCGCCUCCCCAGUGUCCCUGUAGAAUGGAAUGAGAUCAAUGCAGCUUGGGGGCAGACUGUGCUACUGCUUCAUGCCCUUGCUAACAAGAUGGGCCUGAAAUUUCAAAGAUACCGUCUUGUUCCCUAUGGAAACCAUUCAUAUUUAGAGUCCCUCACAGACAAAUCGAAGGAGUUGCCCUUGUAUUGUUCUGGAGGUUUAAGGUUCUUUUGGGACAAUAAAUUUGAUCAUGCAAUGGUGGCAUUCCUGGACUGCGUGCAGCAAUUCAAAGAGGAGGUGGAGAAAGGCGAAACUCGCUUUUGUUUGCCUUACAGAAUGGAUGUGGAGAAAGGCAAGAUCGAAGAUACAGGUGGCAGUGGUGGCUCUUACUCUAUUAAAACACAGUUUAACUCUGAAGAGCAAUGGACAAAAGCACUCAAAUUCAUGUUAACUAACCUGAAAUGGGGUCUUGCCUGGGUUUCAUCCCAAUUUUAUAACAAAUGACUGUGUGUGUGCG
Molecule: messenger RNA, 1483 nt
Organism: Mauremys reevesii (Reeves's turtle)
Lineage: Eukaryota; Metazoa; Chordata; Testudines; Geoemydidae
Gene: BECN1
Product: beclin 1
Exons: 11
Coding region: 124-1470 (448 amino acids)
Biological process (GO): cellular response to nitrogen starvation; autophagosome assembly; autophagy
Cellular component (GO): phosphatidylinositol 3-kinase complex, class III, type II; phagophore assembly site; phosphatidylinositol 3-kinase complex, class III, type I
Source: RefSeq, a predicted model, not a curated record